Hypomesus transpacificus is the source of this 1765-nucleotide messenger RNA. RefSeq names its product zinc finger MYM-type protein 1-like. The record is from RefSeq and is a predicted model, not a curated record. The coding region runs from base 172 to 1719 and encodes 515 amino acids. The transcript is spliced from 3 exons. Lineage: Eukaryota; Metazoa; Chordata; Actinopteri; Osmeriformes; Osmeridae.
UCGACAGUGGCAACGCGGAACACUAAUGGAACCCACACAUUUUCUAGAGGGACUGCUUUAGGCAGAACACAACACACCAUCUGCAAGUUUUUUCUAUUCAGAAGUUAUAAGAAAUUCUGCGCGAAUAUUAUAGUUAAAGCACAACGAAGGAAAUAUAGAGAUCUCACCAAAAUGAAGAGAAAGAAGGACAUCAUGUCCUUCUUCCAAAGAAAAGACAGUGAGACAGAGCCAAAUGGUUCAGGUGUGGAGAGAGCAAGAGAGAGCAGAGAGCGUGCAGAGAGAGAGCAGGAAGACUUGUCUGAUGGAGUGACUGAGAGUGAAGGUACAGUAGAGCAGGAAAGUGAGACAGAUGGAGAGACUGAGGCUGAGGGGGACAUAGAGGCUGAGAGUGAGAUACCAAUAGAGGAGCCACGUACGUCCACAAGCAGUGGACCAUCAGAUAUUGGCAAAUCCCAGGAGGAACCACUGGUGCAGCCAAUGAUGAACAUAUACCCAAGAACUCUGAUGGGGGACUCUGAUGUAAAUACCCUAAACAAGGAACACAACAAACAGGUUCAAGAAAAUCGGGACUAUAUUAAAACAAUAGGAGAAGUACUACUACUUACAGCCACACAAAACAUUGCACAAAGAGGACACGAUGAGCCUUCAGAGUCAGAUAAUAAAGGGAACUUCAUGGCCAUUCUAGAAACAAUAGCUAAGCAUGACACAACUGUGAAAAAAAGGUUGACUUCCAUUCCUAAUGCAACAUAUACAAGCAAAGGGAUUCAGAAUGAGGUUCUGAGUUGUUUGGCAGACAUGGUUCGAACACAAAUUAUAGAAGAAGUGAAAGAUAGUGAGGUCUUUAGCAUAAUGGUAGACGAAACGAAAGACGUAAAAAAAAAGGAGCAGAUAUCUCUAGUCAUCAGGUACUAUUUCAGUGGAGCUGUCCAUGAGAGCUUUCUCCACUUUGAAUCGGCUGAUCGACUAGAUGCAGCAGGGCUUACUGACAGAAUCAUAAACAUAUUAGAAAGUAAUGGUCUUGAAUACAAAAACAACCUAGUAGGCCAAGCAUAUGACGGUGCUUCAGUUAUGAGUGGCAAGCAUUCAUGUGUCCAGGCACGCAUUAAAGAACAAGCAAAGCAUGCCUUUUACAUCCACAGCAGUGCACAAUGUUCAAACUUAGUUUUAGUGGAGACUGUCAAAGGAGUCCCUGAGGUAGGACAGUUCUUCUCCUUACUAGAAAGACUAUAUGUCUUCACAUCUGGGUCAUAUGUGCAUCAAAAAUGGCUUAGCAUACAAAAAGAGAUGUACCCAGGUGCACCUCGAGAGCUUCAGAUACUAAGUGACCCACGCUGGGCAUGUCGAUAUAUGACUCUACAUACAAUUAUUGAUAGAUUGCCUGCCAUUAAGCGAGUCCUGCAAGACAUAGUCCAAGAACACAAUAGUGACGGGUCUGUUGAGGCACGAGGUCUGCUUGCACAGAUGGAUUUACAAUUCAUUGUGUGCCUUGUAACACUCCAUAAAGUGUUUGGAGAAGCAACAUUUGUAUCCGAUAUGCUACAGUCUCCAUCACUUGACCCGUCAAAGGCUGUUGGGUUAGUUGAAGCCUUAGUUCAAACUUUAAAUGACUACAGGGAUGAGUCAUUUUUUGAUGACCUAUGGAAUGAAGUGUCGAACACAGCUCAACAAUGUGAUACUGCUACACACCCCUGCAAAACGACCAAAAAAGCUACGCUCUAAAUUUAAUGGAGACAGUGUAGUCAGUACAGUGGGUCAGAUGUCAGAU